Messenger RNA from Micropterus salmoides (largemouth bass), 3481 nucleotides. Its product is annotated as zinc finger protein 37. The transcript has 7 exons. NCBI's taxonomy places the organism in Eukaryota, Metazoa, Chordata, Actinopteri, Centrarchiformes, Centrarchidae. The coding region runs from base 145 to 2487 and encodes 780 amino acids. The record is from RefSeq and is a predicted model, not a curated record.
CAUUAUUCUUCCUGGCUUGACGGUCGAGAGAAAGACGGUUAAAUACUUUUAAACAUUAUAUUUCAGGGUCAACUGCAACGUUGUACGCAUAUGUGUGCACUCGGUUGAUUAACUCAUGAAUCAGCGACAGACCCUGAGCACAUAAUGGAGAAACGCUCUGAUACUACAGGUGUUGGAGGUCCCCUUCCCCUGGCCUCCCUUCGCUUGAUGGCUUCCCCUCUGCAGCUGACAUACUCGUACAUAUGGCAGGUCAUACGGCAGAGAGAUGUGAAGCAGUAUGGGAAAGUGGAGGAGUUUGUGUCCAUGGUGACACAGACUGUUCCUGAGGUCAUGAGUUUCAAGCAGACUGCCCAGCUCCUUCUGGGGUUGAGAGCAAGGAUCAUUUUGGAUUUGAUUCACAAAGCGGGCCCACCAGAUUCCAAGGCUAUUCAAACUCUCAUAAAUAAGUUGAAGGUCUCUACAGGGAAGGACUCAGAAGUGGAAAAAUCUCAAACGAACUUCAUGGUGCUGGUCCAGAAUCUGCUCAAAAGCCCUGCUGAGAGGAAGCUUUUCUUCCAGGAAGUGUUUCCUGUUCAGUAUGGCACAAAGUUCGACACAGCGCUGCAGGCACUGACUGCAGGUCUGGUGUGCAAGCUGGAGCAACUUCUUCCUGUUCCCAAUCUCUCUCAGCUUGGUGCCAUGAUCUCCACGGAGCCCAGUUUCCUGGAGGCGUGUGGAGGCUUCAUCCCUGAACCCGGGGACCUGAAGACUCUCCUCCUGCACCAGCAGGCCAAGGGACUCCUGGGUGUUAAAGCAACCAUCUCGUCCUCGGUUGGGGACUGUGUGCUCUCUUCACUCGCCUUUCGGCCCAAACCAGUAGAACCACCGCCACCGCCACCACCACCACCAGAAUCACCAAGACGAUUAGAGGUCACUCUCAACGAAACAAGCCCAGCCUCCCUCAGUGACACAGAAGACUUGGGAGUGAUGUCAGAUGACUCCAAUAGCCCAGCAGCCCCCGAUACUGGACCACGGGGGAGAGUGCGAUACACUCAUAAAGCAGCUGAUGGAAAACCUAAGGAAAAGAGUGUCACAACAACAGCUCAGAGGGAGAAUUUGGUGCAAGAGACACAGGAACAGCCUGCCACAAUUCUACAAAGCAGACGGGAAGAUAAGGCACCAGCAACACCACACAAACCAGAAGUACAGCGGGGGCUGCUGCCAUUGAAGUCAAUCCCUUUCAAGGUGGUUCAAGUGCCGAUCAAACCCGCUUCCACCGUACAGAAUGCAGGCAGUGGGGGAACAAAAGAUGUCCAAAAGCCCCAGACUCAGCGAGUCACAUUGCAUCAGUGGGUGUCACAGAUUGCUACCAACUCGCUCUCACUCCCAGCACUGCCACCACUUCCUCCAGCCAGGUUCAGCGCAGGAGAUGACAUGAAGCCCAGCAUAAGAAGGAAAAAGCAAAUUAGGCCUCCGGCUGACAGAUACACCUGCAGUGUGUGCGACAAGAGCUUCCCUUAUCAGUCCAAGCUAAUGGACCACGAGCGCAUUCAUACAGGAGAGAAGCCUUUCGUGUGCACAGCAUGCAACAAAAGCUUCAGAACGCAGGCGUUCCUCAACAACCACCUGAAGACCCACAGCACGGCGCGUCCUUACGCUUGUGGCCAGUGCGGUAAGUGUUUCACCAAACUGCAGAGCUUGACGAAGCACAUGCUGGCCCACAGCGGCCAAAAGCCUUUCUACUGCAACAUCUGCAACAAGGGCUUCACACAGUCCACCUACUUCAAAAGACACAUGGAGUGCCACACGAGCCAGAUGACGUUCCCCUGCAAGCACUGCAGCAAAAGCUUCCCAACUGCUUUCAAGCUGUCGAACCAUGAGCGCUGGCACACCAGAGAUCGCCCCCACAUGUGCGAGCGUUGUGGGAAGAGGUUCCUCGUUCCCAGCUUGCUGAAGAGACACAUGGGCUACCAUAUUGGCGACCGCCAGUAUCUCUGCUCCCAGUGCGGAAAGACCUUCGUCUAUUUGUCCGACCUGAAGAGGCACCAGCAAGACCACGUGCCCAAAGCCAAGAUCCCGUGCCCCGUUUGCCAAAAGAAGUUCUCCAGCAAGUACUGCCUGAGGGUUCACCUGAGGAUCCACACCAGAGAGAGACCCUACCGGUGCUCCAUAUGCGACAAGACCUUCACUCAGGUAGGGAAUCUGAAGGUCCACAUCAGGUUACACACCAACGAGCGCCCGUUCAGCUGUGACGUGUGCGGGAAGACCUACAAGUUGGCUUCCCAUCUGAACGUCCACAAAAGGACUCACACGUGCAAGAAGCCCUGGACGUGCGACACCUGUGGGAAGGGAUUCUCUGUCCCCGGCCUUCUUAAGAAGCAUGAGCAGUUGCAUACGAGGGAUGCUAAUCCCGACUUCUCUGGCAAACGGAGACACAGAGGAAAGCACAAGCAGCACUCCCUCAAGAGGAAGUAUGAUGAGGAAGAUGAAGCUAGCGAUGAUUAUUAAUCAAAGAAACAUUUUGUAAUAAAUAAGCUCUGAUUUGGGGCUUCCUGGGCUGAUGUGGAUCACUGAUAACAGCUGGUCAAGUUUUCAAGUUUUUCCAGGUUUGCUAUCUUAAGGUGGGGAUCAGGUCAUUGUGUUUUUUUGGGUAGUGAAAACACAUUUUGAAUGUUUUAUUUUCCUGAUCAUUGAAUUUAAAGACUCCCAGUUUGAGUUAAAAUAGGUAUUUAGAUGACUCCAAUUGUUUCAGCUAAUAAAGUCCAUUGUUUCACUGCACUGUCAGUGCUGUUUUUCAUAUAACUAGGUGAUGUGACAAACUGAGUUUAGGUAAUGAAGUUACCCUAAGCUGUGUCAUUUUGAGAAAUAUAAGGUAGCAAUUAAAAAAAUAAUUUUCUUAUCUGUUUUUGUAGUUAGUAGUUGGUAAUUUUUGUUACCAAAAACCCUACGAUGGGUUAAAAGAAAUAUAAUCUUCCAAACACUUUUCAAGACGCUACUUGAAUAUAGCCAGAAUUUAAGAGAAAAGCAUCAUGUUAACAAUACAAUAAUUAUAAGUAUUUCAAUGCAUGUGACUUGAUAGUUUGUCUGGUAUGUAAUAAAAUGUUGUAGUGUCAGUAGGAAACAUUUUAUCUUGUUACUGUAUUCUUGUGGUAAUGAUUCAAACGUUUUUUUAUGUAACCCUGAACUAUAAACAUUACAAUUACUUUGCUUUUGUUUUAGAGUGAAAAUAUGCUGGGUUGUGUUUAUUAUGAUUUUACUUUUAAUCAGCUGUAGAUGUAGUUUUGUUAAUAAUUAUUUUACACAAGAAAACAUUGAGAAUUUUAACGUAGCUACCAGACAGUAAAGAUUAUACAAAUGUGUGAUGAGCUUGUGCUGUGAAUCUUAGCGUUUCCAUUACUUAUCCUACUGUGAGUAGGCAUGUAAAUAAGCCCAUUAAUACGUGUUCUCAAUAUUUUUUUGUUUUUGAUGUUUUGCAGAAAAAUAAAAAGACAUGGUAAAGGAC